Molecule: messenger RNA, 1146 nt
Organism: Rotaria socialis
Lineage: Eukaryota; Metazoa; Rotifera; Eurotatoria; Philodinida; Philodinidae
Source: the annotation of a GenBank genome assembly
AUGCGAAAAAUUGUAAGCAAAAAAAAACGAAGGUACCAACAGGAUGGCUUCGAUCUCGAUUUAUCAUACAUUCGAUCCAAUAUUAUUGCAAUGGGAUAUCCAGCCGAUAGUUACGAAGGAGUUUAUAGAAAUAAUAUUUAUGAUGUUAGCCGGUUUUUAUCAUCGAAACAUGGUGAUAAAUUUUAUAUAUAUAAUUUAUGUGUAGAAAGUGAACGUCAAUAUGAUGGAUCCCGUUUUAAUAAUAAUGUAUGUACCGACUUUAGUUUUGAAGAUCACAAUCCGCCUCCUAUGACAAUGAUUUUGGGCUUUUGUCAACAUGUUGAAACACAAUUAAAUUUAAUGACCGAUAGAACAAUUGUAAUACACUGCAAAGCUGGCAAAGGUCGAACUGGUGUUAUGUCCUGCUGUUUUCUUCUUUAUUAUUAUCGAGACGAAUACAAUGAUCCUUUGCAAACAUUAAAAUUCUAUGCUCAACAAAGAACAUCUAACGAGAAAGGCGUUACGAUUCCAAGCCAACGUCGUUAUGUAGAAUAUUUCGGCCAUUUGCUUAACUAUCAAUUGUUAUAUACACCCAAGCAGAUUGUGUUUAUCGGUUUAUUAAUAACUUACGAACAAAAUCAAAUUCUCAAUUCAAGUAUUUCUUACACACUUAGCUCAUAUGAUCAUCGUAUACAAUAUCAAUCAUUUGAAAUCCCCCUCGAACGUGAUACGAGUGUACAUCAAGAUUUCAUAGGGAAUUAUUCUGUAUUAAAUGCAGCACAUAAAUAUUUUAUUCCAUCAUCCAAUCAGCAAUGUCAAAUACCAUUAGAAGAAGAUGUGCUCAUCGAAAUUUAUCUUACGAAAACAAGACGUGGAAAACCAGAGAAAUUAUGUCAAUUUUGGUUUAAUACUUUUUUUCUUGUCGAUUCUAAAAUGCAAUUUAUAUUAAGUAAUUACAAUGAAAACCAUCCGGACAGUAAUUUGGGUGUACUCAGUUCAUGUCUUAUACCUGAAUUUGGACAUAAACAUUUGUAUACGAUGACAAAAAAUGAUAUUGAUGGAUUGCAUAAAGAUAAAAUUCAUCGUCUAGUCCCAGCAUCAUUUGCAGUUUCUGUUCUAUUCGACUAUAUUCCUACAUCGCCUUCGACGUGUAUUCGCGCCAACUGA